CUGCUCCAGUAAAACUACAAUCCCACAAUCCUUUGUGCGAAGCGAUGUUUCUUGUCGACGUGGGAAGGGAGGCAUCCGGACGCAAACAAAUAUUCACUGGUUUGACGUGUGCAGUGUUGUGAGGUAGCCGUGGAAUGACAGGAGAAUUUGGCAGACGAGCCGCGGACAACAUUCGUAACCAUGUGGCUUAAACCCGAAGAAAUAUUGCUGAAAAACGCCUUUAAAUUGUGGGUCACGGAGAAGGAUAAUGAAUAUUUCGUGCUCCAGAGAAGGCGAGGAUAUGGUGAAGGUGGAGGCGGCUUGACAGGUCUCCUUGUGGGAACGCUGGACACCGUGCUGGACUCCACAUCAAAAGUAGCUCCUUUUCGCAUUUUGCACCACACACCAGACUCACAAGUGUAUUGGUCCAUUGCAUGCGGCGUCACUAAGGAGGAGAUUGUCCAGCACUGGGAUUGGCUCCAGCAGAAUAUAAUGAGGACGCUCUUUGUUUUUGACUCCAGCGAGGACAUCACCAGCUUUGUACAGGGCAAGAUCAGAGGUCUGAUUGCUGAAGAAGGGAAAACAUCCCAUGUGCUGGAGGAUAAUCCAGAGAAGUUCAGAGAGGCGUACUUGAGAUUUGAGAAUUGGUUUGCCUUGCCAGCGGAGGAAAAGCUGGUCACAUAUUACUCGUGCAGUUACUGGAAGGGCAAAGUGCCCUGUCAGGGUUGGCUGUACCUCAGCACCAACUUCCUGUGCUUCUAUUCUUACCUGCUGGGAGCUGAGGUGAAACUGGUCAUCUCCUGGGAUGAGAUCUGGAGGCUGGAGAAAACAUCAAAUGUCAUCCUGACAGAGAGCAUCCACGUCGUGGCUCAUGGGGAGGAUCACUACUUCUCCAUGUUGCUGCACCUUAACGAAACCUUUGUCAUCAUGGAGCAGCUAGCUGACUACUCCAUCAAGCGCCUUUUUGAUAAAGAGGCUUUUGAGAGAGAGAUACCACUCUCGGACCCCCUGCAAAUUACCAAAAGAGGCCUCGAAGCGCACGCAAAGAGUGAGCAGUUCCGGACAUUUUUCAGGCUUCCCAGAGAAGAAAAUCUGUUAGAAGUGCACGAGAGUUUCCUGUGGGUGCCUUUCAGCCAUUUAAAUACACUUGGCAAGAUCUGUCUGUCUGAGAGCUACUUAUGUUUCGCCAGCCAGGAUGGGAGCCAGUGUCACAUCAUUAUUCCAAUGCGUGAGGUCGUAAGUGUCGAAAAGCCCGAUUCUAGCAGCCGGGCUUUAACGGUGUGUGUGCGUGGGAAAAGGGCGCUGCGUUUCACCGAGGUGCGGGACUACCAGCGUCUGGCGACCACGCUCCGAAGCAGGUGUGGGAUCACUGCCAGCCCUCAGCACUCCGCUUCAGUUGAGAUCAUACAGGGCGAAUGUCAGUCGCUCAUCAACCACUUUGAGGACAACCCAGAGGACGUGACUCUCAUGGUGGGCCAGAAAGACAGCAGCAAGGCAGUGAGCACUGAGGCUCUCAUGACUGUUUUUCACCCUCAGGAUGUUGAAAACCUCGACCCCAAAAUGCUUAAAGAAAAGAUGAAGGAGCAGUCUUGGAACAUCCAUUUUUCGGAAUACGGACGUGGCACAAGUAUGUUCUUUACCAAAAAGACACGUGACUUGAUCGUCCGUGGCGUCCCAGAGGCCUUGAGAGGAGAACUGUGGAUGCUUUUUUCAGGAGCUGUAAACGACAUGGCGACCCACCCCGGCUAUUACACAGAGCUGGUGGAACAGUCUCUAGGGACAAGCACGUUGGCGACAGACGAGAUUGAGAGGGACCUUCAUCGUUCUCUACCCGAGCAUCCUGCCUUUCAGAGUGACACUGGAAUAUCCGCUCUUCGUAGAGUCCUCACUGCGUAUGCCUGCAGAAACCCUAAAAUUGGCUACUGCCAGGCCAUGAACAUUCUCACCUCUGUGUUGCUGCUCUACGCCAAAGAGGAGGAGGCCUUCUGGCUUUUAGUGGCCGUUUGUGAAAGGAUGUUGCCAGAUUAUUUCAACAGGCGAAUUAUAGGUGCUUUGGUGGACCAGGCUGUCUUUGAAGAUCUGAUUCGCGAGAACCUCCCCCAGCUAGUAGAGAACAUGACAGACCUGAGUUUCUUCUCAUCUGUAUCCUUGUCCUGGUUUCUGACGCUCUUCAUCAGUGUACUGCCCAUCGAAAGUGCUGUGAACGUGGUGGAUUGCUUUUUCUACGACGGCAUCAAAGCAAUCUUGCAGCUCGGGCUGGCAGUGCUCAACUACAACAUGGAGGCUCUGAUAAGUUGCCACGAUGAUGCAGAGGCUGUCACCAUCCUUAACAAAUUUUUUGACAGCGUGACAAACAAAGACAGCCCGUUACCGCCAACAGUGCAGCAAGCCCCCGUGGGCAACAACGAUAAGUCAUCUCACUUCAACGUGGACAUCAGUGAACUGAUCCGAGAAGCCUACGAGAAAUUUGGCAGCAUUCGCUCAGAGGAAGUGGAAAGUUCACGAAAGAGAAACAGACUGUUUGUGAUCCAGACACUGGAGGACACAACCAAGCAAAAUGUUAUUCGCGUGGUAUCCCAAGAAGUCAAAUUCUCCCCACUCCAGCUUGAUGAACUCUACAAUCUGUUCAAAAGGCAGCAUUUUCUCAGCUGCUACUGGACUAUGAAAAGUCCCGCACUGCUCCAUCAUGACCCGAGUCUGGCCUACCUUGAGCAGUACCAGCUGGGCUUUCAACAGUUCGCUGUAAUCUUCCCCCUGCUGGAACCUUGGACCUUUUGCACCAACAACAGCAAUCUUUCGCUUUGGGUUUUCCGCCUAAUCGACGAGAACCAGGAUGGGUUAGUCAACUUCAAAGAGUUCUGUUGUGCCCUUGAUACUUUGUACUGCGGGACCUUCACAAACAAGCUUAAAUUCCUUUUCAAACUGCAUCUGCCGCCAGCCUUCACAGGUAGUCCUUUGCACGCACAGGAACCCAGACUCCCAAACUUUUUUCCAACGACUGAAGACUCACUUCACUUGACUAGACUUCCUGAAUUUGCUCUUCCAGAAGAUGGUGUGAUUAAAAAAAGUCCUGAGAGAGGUAGAGGAAAAGUGGAUCUCCAGGCAUACCUGAAACAAUGGCAGAAUGAAAUACUUAGGAAAGAGGAAACCAUCAAGGACCUUCCUAGAAUCAAUCAGGCUCAAUUCAUUCAGUUCUCCAAGACCUUGUAUAACAUCUUUCACGGCGACCCAGAGGAGGAAUCCUUAUACCGCGCUGUGGCCCACGUUACCAGCCUCCUCCUGAGGAUGGAGGAGGUGGGCCGCAGGCUUCAGGAGUCCAACAGCCCGGCCUCGCCCUCAAAGCCCGCGGGCGAAGCACCUCCAACCGCCGAAAGCUCAGACACCUCCAGCCCCCAGGAGGCGGCGCCCGGGCUCGCAGAGACGGAUUGGUCCUUUUCAUUCGAGCAAGUCCUGGCGUCGCUGCUCAACGAACCGACGAUAGUUAGCUUCUUUGACAGACAUGUAGACAUUCAAAGUAAAGUGACACAAGCACAAGUAGCCCAGCUGAAGCUAACAGGAAAUAACAAGUGAGUGGACGCAUUAUUCAAUCAUUGGAAAAAGUCUAUUUUUAUUUUUAUUUUUAUUAAUUUCUGACCCUUGAGCAGAAAAUAGCGGUUUAGAUUAGAAUAGGCAGAUGAAGGGAAGGGCAAAAAGGGCUGACAUGCAGAUAUGGAACAUGCACACAGGAAGCACCUUAUUAAAUCUUACAUUCUCAUCCCACUAUUUACUCAUCUGUCACUCAACAGUAUUCCACUCACUAUGUUGAGUUUUAGUUCCAUUAUGCUGCGCUUCAAUGUUGCACCCAUGCAGCCCCCUACAUUAUUAAAAUGUAUUCUAUAAAACACAUAAUUACAGUUUGCCGUACAAUAUUCAAAAGCCUGAUGGAUGAGGCUGUCCUUAUACCUGCCGAGGCCACCAUUGUACUGUAAAUGUCAUGUAUACAGUGCGUAGCUGCGUGCUGAUGUGUGUUGUCCGGUGAGCCCGCAUCUUCUCAAUUUUUCAUAUUGUGCAUUAAGUCAGGCUAAACACUGAGAAUGAUGUUUCUUAAUUUGUAACACCAUCUCACACACAGUAUCGCUAGUACCAGCGCAACUGCAUCAACAGUGUUGACGUUGAUUAAUAUGUAAUACAGCGACGGAAGGUUUAUAAAGGCCACUGAAGGAUACUUUAGUUUAAUCAAAUCUCAGGGUGCAAUUUGCGUACGUGUAACUGUUGUUUUAUCCUGAGAAGUGUAGUUUGACCUAUAUGACUGAAUUGUGUAACGCUCAAUGUGGAGCAUGUGUAGCAGUUUUCAUAUUGUCACGCUUUAGCCUUCAAAGACAUGCAAAGGCUGCUUACGCUCACUUUAUUUGCAUAUACUUAUUCUACAUUAUGCCUUCUUCUGAAUCUCUUGGAGUAAAAGAGACAUUUAACCCUCAGGGGACAAAGUCUUUUUUUUUUGUCCUUUCACAGUAACUUUUUGUUGUAUUUUGGCCACAAUUUUUUUCUGUUCAAUUUUAAAAUGUCUAUGUCCAGUUCUUUCACAAGUGUACAAUACACUGACAGUUAUUAGAAAAUACCCCAAAGCCAUAUUGGACAUAAAAGUAGGCGAUUUUUGUGAAAAUGUAUGCGAUCUCCUUUUAAAGCCGAUAACGAACACUGAUCCCCUCCGGCUUGCAUUGUAUUUAUUUUUAGUUUCCACGCUGACAAGCGGCGAGCAUCUUAUUAUGUGUCUAUAUACACAAAAAAUAAACUGCGUUUCUUAGUACCCCAAGUAUCAUUAUCAAGUAUCGUUUAUAAGUGGAGGACCAGCCUAAACAUGUUAAACACCGAAAGCAAUCCAGGAGUAGGCAUGCUAAUAGCUAUGCUAACCACUAAGCUGUUUUUUAAACAACACAAAAAAUACCUACAACUUAGUAAAGUUUAAGACAGGGGUCCUUAAACUUUUUGACUCAGAGGCUGCAUUGGGUUACAAGACUCAGAGGCUGCAUUGGGUUACAACAAUUUGGCCGGGGGCCGGGCUAGAUAUAUAUAUAUAUAUAUAUAUA
Molecule: messenger RNA, 5045 nt
Organism: Nerophis ophidion (straightnose pipefish)
Lineage: Eukaryota; Metazoa; Chordata; Actinopteri; Syngnathiformes; Syngnathidae
Product: TBC1 domain family member 8B-like
Exons: 21
Coding region: 181-3549 (1122 amino acids)
Molecular function (GO): calcium ion binding
Source: RefSeq, a predicted model, not a curated record